GGUUUUCUCUCCCGCCCUCCGCCUCACUGCGCGACAGGAAGUUGGCUUAAAAACAAGAACGGAAACAGAAUUCAUCCUAAAAAAUGGAUUAAAAUUUAAAAGUAUUGUUGUUGUUUUUGGGGGUGCCAGGCUGCUGGAGUAGCUAACUAUUCAGAUGAUGUCUAACACGGCGAGGAGCGGGGACAUCAUCCACCUGAACGUCGGAGGGAAGAGGUUCAGCACCUCCAGACAGACACUCACAUGGGUUCCUGACUCAUUUUUCUCCAGUCUUCUGAGUGGUCGGAUCUCGACGUUAAAAGAUGAAACUGGAGCUAUCUUCAUCGACAGGGACCCGUCUCUGUUCGCUCCCAUCCUCAACUUCCUGCGGACCAAAGAGCUGCACCCCCGCUCCAUCAGCGUUCACAUGCUCAUGCACGAGGCCGAGUUCUACGGCAUCACGCCGCUGGUGCGUAAGCUGCAGCUGUGUGACGAGCUGGAUCGAUCCUCCUGUGGAAACGUGUUGUUCAACGGCUACCUGCCUCCACCAGUGUACCCGGCGAAGCGUCUGAACCGUCACAGCGUGGCAGGGUCGCAGUUCAUGGGGGGGCGAUCCGCGCCCGCAGAGAGAGCGCCGGUCAGACGCAGCAACACCAUGCCGCCCAACCUGGGGAAUUCUGGGAUACUGGGCCGAGCCGUCGCUGAGGAGAGGCCGUCCGGAGGUCCGUUAUCAGAUCCCGGCAUGGUUCGGAUCAUCUGUGGUCAUCAUAACUGGAUCGCUGUGGCCUACGCUCAGUUUGUCGUCUGCUACAGGGUGAAGGAGUCCACCGGGUGGCAGCAGGUCUUCACCUCUCCUCGUCUGGAUUGGGUGAUCGACCGAGUCGCGCUCAACGCCAAAGUGAUGGGCGGCUCGCUGGGAGACAACGACAAGAUGGUGGCCGUCGCCUCGGCAACGGAUAUCAUCCUCUGGGCCAUCUGCCCCGACGGCAACGGGAAUGAAAUCGGCGUCUUCAGUCUGAACGUGCCGGUGGAGGCUCUCUUCUUCGUUGGUAACCAGCUGAUCGCCACCAGCCACACGGGGAAGGUCGGGGUGUGGAACGCCGUCACCAAACACUGGCAGAACCAGGAUGUGGUUCCUAUCAGCAGCUACGACACCGCCGGUUCCUUCCUCAUUCUGGGCUGCAACAACGGAUCCAUCUAUUAUAUCGACGUUCAGAAGUUUCCUCUGAGGAUGAAGGAUAACGAUCUGCUGGUGACGGAGCUGUACAGAGACCCGACUGAAGACGCCAUCACUGCUCUCAGUGUCUACCUCACACCCAAAACCAGUGACAGCGGGAACUGGAUCGAGAUCGCGUACGGGACCAGCUCCGGGACGGUCCGAGUCAUCGUUCAGCAUCCGGAGACCGUCGGUUCGGGACCGCAGCUCUUCCAGACCUUCUCUGUCCACCGCAGCCCCGUCACCAAGAUCAUGCUGUCUGAAAAACACCUCAUCUCAGUUUGUGCGGACAACAACCACGUGCGGACGUGGACGGUGACUCGGUUCAGAGGGAUGAUCUCCACGCAGCCGGGAUCCACGCCGCUCACGUCCUUCAAGAUCCUCAGCCUGGACGACGUGGACGGACACGGAGGCUGCAGCGCCGGGACAGAGAUAGGGCCGUACGGAGAGAGAGACGACCAGCAGGUGUUCAUCCAGAGAGUCGUACCGGACACCGAUAAACUCUACGUCAGACUGUCGUCCAACGGGAAGAGGGUGUGUGAGGUGCGUUCGGUGGACACCACCUCCAUCACGGCCUUCAUGGUGCACGAGUGCGAGGGCUCGAGUCGCAUCGGCUCUCGACCGCGGCGCUACCUGUUCAGUGGCCAUAGCAAUGGCAGCAUCCAGAUGUGGGACCUGACCACCGCCAUGGAGAUCGCCGGCAAGGUCGACAUCAGAGCGCUGGGCGGGCCAACAGAAGAGGAGCUGCUGGAGCUGCUGGACCAGUGUGACCUCGCUCUGACCAGAACACCUGACAGCACACCUAGAGCCUCCACCUGCAGUCUGGUCUCUCAGCUCAGCGAUGGCGUCCGGGCGGAGCGACACCACUCUGCAGGAGGAGGAAGAGGAGGCGGAGCUUCAGGCUCGUCCGCUUCAUUGUGCGGUAGCCUCCCUCGCCAGGCUCCGCCCCCCCUGCCAUUUGCCAAACCUAUGCGAGACUCCGGCCUCUCAGCCGGGCCCGGAGCCGGACCGCAGCCCCUCGCCAUCCCUGGCCCCGCCUACACCCACAGCUCUAACUCCACCCCUAGCCCCCGCCCCCUCCGACACCAGGAGCGAGACAGGGAGUGGGGGUCUGUCCGCAGGGGAAGCUUCGUGGAGCGCUGCCAGGAGCUCGCCAAGGGCUCAGAGGCGGCGGCGGCGGCGGGCUCUGGGUUCGGGGUCACGGCAGGGUCGGAGGGUGUCAGGCGGAGCUUAGCGGUGUGCAGCGAGUUAGAGGCCAGAUUCGGCCUCCGGACGCCCACCACUUUCUCUGUGUCGCCCGGCGCUCGCCACUCUCCCGGAACACCUUCAUCACUGUCGUCAUCGCCGCUAUCGGGGUCUUCAUCACACCGCAGGACCACACCCACAUCUCCGACAAGCCCCGCCCCCACAGCUGUGAGCCCCACCCGGUCUCAUACGCCCGCCUCGCCUCGCCGCAGUGCCACCGUGCCUCCUGCUGACGUCCCAGCUUCCCCUGAGAGCCCAGCGAGUCCAGACAGCCCCGCCGCCGCCGCCGCCGCCGCCGCCGCCGCCGCCGCCGCCGCCCCCCCCACCAGCCCCAAACCACAUCUGAACGAGACCAGCUUCUGAUUGGCUGGUGUGACUGAGUUGAGAAGUGAUGCGUGUUCUCAGCAGGUUUGAACGCCUUAAUAACCGCUCUGGAUGAACAGCCAAUCAGCUGCCUGAUAGACUUCUGCUGCCAUGGUUACCACAUGCUUCCAGUUAACAAGAUCACUACUCACAAACAACGUCAGGCGGGAAAAAACUUUCCACUAACUGAUCAGUUUUAUUUAAGCUGCACUAAUCAAUAUCAUUCUAUUAUCAAUGACUCAAAGUGAAGGGCUGUUGUAGUUCUGAAUUAACUGUUCGCUAAGCCCCGCCCCCCCCCUUAGUUACCGUUGCUAACCUGUCUUCCUGUUCUCUCACAGCACAUGUUCAGACGUAAACAAAAGCAGCCGAUCGUUUCUGUCAGUAAGUAAUGAAAUGACGUCGUUCUCGUGUUGCCAUGGAGAUCUCGUUAGUCCUAAUUGGAGCUUGUUAACUGUGGAUGUUCUGGUUUCUUUAGUCUCUGUGACAGUAAACUGAAUAUCUUUGAGUUGUUGACAAAACGAGACAUUUUAUGACGUCGUCUUGGGCUUUUGGGAAACAACGAUCCACAUUUUUCACUAUUUUAUGGACUAAACGACUAAUUGAUUAAUUGAAAAUGAAAAUAAUCGUUAGUUGCAGCCCUGCUUAUUACCUGCUGAGGCUCAUUACAGUUGCUAAGCUACCAUCAGACUUAAGUUCUUCAGGGGCAGGAUUUAGCAAAUGGUCAGUAGCCACCAAGUCUGGUUCUAGGUCUGGGUCUGGUUCUGGUUCUGGGUCUGGUUCUGUACAGGACAGUUAGAGACUCGCUGGUGAAGAAAGCGGAACAUCGAGCAGCUAAAGACUCUAAAGAUGUUUUUCUCAGGAGCUGGUGGAGACCAAACCGGAGCUAAAAGGAAAAGUUUUCAGCUCGUUCCGUUGCCUCCGAGCAGUGAAAACAUCCGAUAAAUCAGCUUUAACUGAACUCGUGUUUGUUUUUUGUAUAUUUUGAUAAUAACAAUAUUUAAAAAAAAACCAAGCUGUUAAUGUUUAUUUCCUGUUAGCAGAUGAAUCUUUUCUAACCUUUUUCUAUCUGUUCCUCCUCCGACUCCGACGGUCUGUUUGUAAAAGGAAAAAAAAAAAAAAAGAAGUUUAUUUUUUAAAUUUGUGGGGUUUUUUUUAAACAGUUUUGGGUUCCGGCAGGUUUUGGAGCCCCGACUGUUAAUUCACACUGUGAUGAAGAACAAGUCGUCUUCAGUCCGUUCAAAGCUGCCAAAAUGAUUGUUUUCUAUCUGACUGUUCAAACGACAACAAAUUAAAUUAUGAAAUAUGAAAAAACGAAGCAGCAGAAAGAAAGAAAGAGGAAGACGUCUCCAGCUCAGACCGUUGACUCGUCUUCAUCGUCGCCGCCUGUAAGUGCAGCUUUUGUAACUUUGUCACUUUGGGUUUUUAUUGAACUAACUGAAGAGUCGCUGUCCUGCUGUUUUCCUUCUUUUACCUUUUUUGUUGGGGUUUAUUUCACUCUUAUCACAUUUUUUUUUUUUUUAAACGUAGCAGUUUUUUAACCUUCAGUUUGAACCGUUUCAUCUGCAGCCUGAUGAGACGUUCAGAGCCACAAAUCGUCUGAUGAGAAUCUGCUUUUAAAGGUUUAAAAACGGACCAAAAACACUCCGAAGUAAACAGAUGAAAUUUAAAUGUUGUGACUUCCGGUUGUCGCUUCAUUAUAUUUUACGCACAAACUGUAUUAAUAAACAUUAAUUACCUGUUAUGAAUUCUUCACAGGAGUUCUAGUUGUUAGAAAAUAUAUUAAUAAACAGUUAAACGUCCUGAUAUCUUGUUACAUUCACACUGUAUUCAAUUAAAUGUUUAUGCUGCUUAUAAAUACUAAACGAAGGGUUAAAAUAAAACGAUCCCAAUUUCUUUAGAAAAAAACGUCAACGAUGACAUCGUUUGUUGUGAAGAAGCUCAAAAUUGCAAAUAAAAGUAUUGAUAACCACACAGAGAUAUUGAUAGAUUACUAUUUAAAACCAUGUUAACAGAUCUCUGCAUAACUGAUCGACAGAGCUGUAAAAAUCUAAACUAAGUUGUAAUAAACCAAAGUUUUAAUUUAUCGCUAAUCUGAAGCGUUAAUCUGUGUAAUUAAAGGAUUAUUAUCAGAUUAAAGGAAACAAUUUGUGAGUAAAAGUAAAGAAAAAGAGUUCAAAUCAGAAGUUAUUAAACUAAACUUCAUCAAAGAUGAAACGAUUGGAAGAUUAAUUGAUUAAUCAAUCAAUAGAAAUCAAUGUGAUUUUCUGUUUUUCUCAGUUUCAUUUGAUUGACAGCUGAUAUUUGGACAAAUCAUUUCAAGAUGUGACAUUUAAUAGACUAACAAUUAAUUGAUUAUUCAAAAGAAAACCCAAAUUAAAAGAUAAUGAAACUAAUCAUCAGUUGCAGCUUUUCUUUAAAAACAUCAUCUGAAGAAAUCCUGUCGGGGAUUUUUUUUACAUUUUACAGACAAGAUGAUGAAUUAAUUCAUCUAAAUGAAGAAUGAGAUUAAUUGAUCUUGACAGUAAUUGAUUCCUCUGACCUGUGUGUGUCUCUGUGGCUCUGAACUGUUCAUGUUUGGUUUGAAUGUUUUUUUUUUCUGUCUGUAUUUAUCUUCAUGUAAACGGCUCGUAGAGAAUGUAGUGAAACAUGGACUCAGGUCGACGCUGAGGAGGCUUUUAAUAUAUCUGAAGCUGCGUGUGUGUGAGUGUGUGUGUGUGUGUGUGAGAGUGUGUGAGUGUGUGUGAGUGUGAGAGAGAUACACUGAUUGUUAACCAGGUUUCUAACCAAACAACUUUUCUAACAGUGUUUGUAUAAAAAAAAAAUAAAAAUAAUUGACUCAUGAAAAUGUGACCAGACAUGUUUUUAUUCCAAAAGCCUUUAAUUCUCUUAACUUAACAACUUCUUCUUCUUCAGCUCAGUGAAUGAAACUAAUCAGCAAUCAAUAAUUGAUCAGUAGAGUUAGAAGAGUCUUCCCUCCCUGGUGUUGCUACGGUAACCAGCUCAUCUUUGAGAGAGUUCACACAAAAAUAUCUUUUAUAUUUACAAAAAUAGAUUUUUUUUUUUUUUUUUUUAACUUGAGGAAAAAUCGUCCAGGUUCUGAUGAUGAUGAUGAUGAUGAUGAUGAUGAUAAACCUGCUAGUUUACAUUAAGUUCACUCAA
Molecule: messenger RNA, 5959 nt
Organism: Thunnus maccoyii (southern bluefin tuna)
Lineage: Eukaryota; Metazoa; Chordata; Actinopteri; Scombriformes; Scombridae
Gene: shkbp1
Product: SH3KBP1 binding protein 1
Exons: 17
Coding region: 155-2800 (881 amino acids)
Biological process (GO): protein homooligomerization
Molecular function (GO): protein binding
Source: RefSeq, a predicted model, not a curated record